UGAUAAGUCUGAAACGAAAGGUGUUGGUGAGGCCAAGAAAAUUCUUGACAUAAAAAUUGUUAGAGAUCGAAAUCAUGGUAAACUGUUUUUUGUCUCAAAAAUAGCAUAUUGAGAAAAUUCUGGAUAAGUUUAUCUCAAAAACUGCUCUCUCUUUCUCGUUGCGUUGAGACGAUCCUCUGCGAGAUAACCCCUCCGCUGGAGAAAACAUCUCCAAACCCUAGAUUCUGAUCAAAAUCGAUAUCAAAAUAAUUGAUACCAACUCGUGGUGAUUUCUUCUCUCUCUCGAUCUUUGCAGUACGAUCAUCGAUGGUACUCUAAUGGAUGGGUCCUCACCAUAUACCGAUUUGGCCGAACCAAGCGCUACGAAAAGAUUUAAGAUUGGAGGAGAAGAGAUGGAUACAAGUGAAGAGACAAUGAGGAGUGAGGAGGAUACUGGAAUAAGAAGAUGGGAGGACUUACCUGUUAACUGCUUGGUGGAAAUUUUCAAGAAAUUGAGUGUGGAGGACAUGGCAAUUGGUGUUCCUUUUGUGUGCAAAUCCUGGUAUGAAGCUCAUCUCGACCCUUGCUGUUGGAAGAUUCUAGACUUCCGUGGGAUUGAUCCAUGGUCAGAGUGCCCUUUUAUUGCGAGGUUCAUGCACGAAUACCGUCUAAAGAAAUUCACAAUUAUGGGGUUUCUGAAAUUUGUCAUCAAUCGUGGUCAUAAAUUAGCCACCAAGCUGAUCCUCCCAGAUCGCCUCCUUCCUCUGAGUAACUUGGUCUACAUCUGCGAACAAUGUCCGAUGCUGAAUAUUUAUGCUUCAUGGCAGCCAGAGAAAAAUCCAGGUCUUAUCCGUGGAUUUGUGAUGAAGUUGAAUGAAACAAUGUUGCGACACUGUAGGAAUUUAGAGUUGUAAUAUUUCUGUAAGGAAGCGUGCUUCUGAAAGAUCUGUAGAAGGGUAGAUUUAAUCUUCUUUUGCAAAAUGCUUUUUGUAAACUUUGUGGUUUGAUGUAGUUUAUGACCUCGAUGUCUAGCUCUUAUGUUGUUGUCUCAUGCUUGAUGGUCUUCUACUGAGCAGCUUUCAUGAAAUUUUCUUACUUUUCAUAUAGUUUUAAUAAGCACGAAGAAUGCUAUUGUUGUUUCUUAUAUGCAUUCUUCAUGCAUUAACACUUAUUUGUAAUAUCAGAAUUAUAGUUUGUAGAAUAAUUGUUGUUAUUAGUGGAUUAUUCUAUGCU
Messenger RNA from Elaeis guineensis (African oil palm), 1212 nucleotides. The record is from RefSeq and is a predicted model, not a curated record. NCBI's taxonomy places the organism in Eukaryota, Viridiplantae, Streptophyta, Magnoliopsida, Arecales, Arecaceae.